AUGACCAGGACUGCAGGUUACUGCAAGGGCUGUCUGAAUUAUGUGUUUGAUUACGAAACACCAAAAACACUGGUCAUUUCAAGCAUACGUGUAGGAUGUGUGUUCAGGUUCACCCAGCUCCUGGUGGUACUGUUUGUGGUGGGGUAUGUGUGUGUGGUGCAGAAGGCCUACCAGGAGACAGACAAUAUCAUCAGUAGCGUCACUACCAAAGUCAAAGGUUUUGCCUUCACCAACACAUCUGACAUGGACCCCCGAUUAUGGGAUGUGGCUGACUAUGUUAUCCCUCCUCAGGGUGACCAUUCCUUCUUUGUGAUGACGAAUAUGGUUGUCACUCCAAAACAAACUCAGUCACGUUGUCCUGAGCUUCCGAGUCCAUCAACAACUUGCGUGGAUGAUUGUGACUGUAUCGAGGGACACAAUGAUCCUCGGGGCAGUGGUAUACAAACAGGACUGUGUGUCAACUAUUCCUCAACUGUCCAGACCUGUGAAGUGCUCUCAUGGUGCCCUCUUGAAAUAGAACCUGAGCUGCCCAAACAUGCACUGCUGUCUGCAGCUGAGAACUUCACUGUUUUGAUCAAAAACAGCGUAACAUACCCGAAGUUCAAAUUUUACAGAAGAAACAUACUGCCACAUAUUAACUCCUCAUACCUGAAGAGGUGUGAAUUCAAUCGUGCAACCGACCCUCACUGCCCCAUAUUCCGCCUCAAACACAUUGUUUCAGAGGCUGGAGAGGAGUUUCAAGACAUGGCUGUGAAGGGUGGCAUCCUUGGUAUUAUUAUUGACUGGACCUGUGACCUGGACCCGUGGGCAGGGAAGUGUUACCCCAAGUACAGCUUCCGCAGGCUGGACAACAAACACCCAGUCAAUAACGUGGCCCCUGGAUACAACUUCAGGUUCGCCAAGUAUUACAAAACCCCAGACGGAGAGGAAACUAGGACCUUAAUCAAAGCAUAUGGGAUCCGGUUUGACAUCAUUGUAUUUGGAACAGCUGGAAAAUUUGGAAUUGUACCAACUAUUGUGAACUUUGGUGCGGCACUGUCGUUCCUCAGUCUUGUUCCCGUAGUUUGUGACUGGUUUAUCUUGACAUGCAUGAAGAAAAGAGAUUUUUACAGCAAACAUAAAACCACGUAUCUGAAUGACGAUGCUGACCCUGACUCAAUCUCAAUGGGAACCACCUACGGAACUCAGUAACAAGGUCACAUCA
Messenger RNA from Xiphias gladius (swordfish), 1204 nucleotides. It is a transcript of the gene p2rx4b, whose product is annotated as purinergic receptor P2X, ligand-gated ion channel, 4b. The record is from RefSeq and is a predicted model, not a curated record. Lineage: Eukaryota; Metazoa; Chordata; Actinopteri; Istiophoriformes; Xiphiidae. Gene Ontology annotation, molecular function: purinergic nucleotide receptor activity; ATP binding; extracellularly ATP-gated monoatomic cation channel activity. Gene Ontology annotation, biological process: monoatomic cation transmembrane transport; response to ATP. Gene Ontology annotation, cellular component: nuclear inner membrane; plasma membrane. The transcript is spliced from 12 exons. The coding region runs from base 1 to 1191 and encodes 396 amino acids.